CACCUGGUGGAAUUAGACUGUCUCACUUGGUCAAGUUACCUGACUGCUCAGUCUGUAACUGCUGUUACUGCAGGAACAGAUAGUUCAUUAGCACUCUCAGGAGACAUGUUAACAGUGGGACUUACAAGCAGUUUAUCCUAACAGUUUGAGGAGAUGAAUGCAGAGCUGGAAGAGAAUAAAGAGCUUGCUGGGAAUCGCCUUAAUGAAUUGGAGGAACUACGUCAGGAUCUUGAGGAAGUAAUGACACAGAAUGAAAAGCUCAAGGUUGAGCUGCGACGGGCAGUGGAAGAGGCUGUGAAGGAGACCCCGGAAUAUCGCUGCAUGCAGUCCCAGUUUUCUGUUUUGUACAAUGAGAGUCUCCAGCUGAAGGCACACCUUGACGAGGCCCGCACGCUGCUCCACGGCACCCGCGCCAUGCACCAGCGCCAGGUGGAACUGAUCGAGAGGGAUGAGGUCAGCCUUCACAAGAAGCUACGCACUGAGGUGAUUCAGCUGGAGGACACCCUGGCACAGGUCCGCAAAGAAUAUGAGAUGUUGAGGAUAGAAUUUGAACAGAUGCUUGGUGCCAAUGUGCAAGCAGGCCCCAUAAAUCGGGAGAUGCGUCACCUCAUCAGCAGCCUCCAGAAUCACAACCACCAGCUGAAGGGAGAGGUGCUGAGAUACAAGCGCAAACUGAGAGAGGCCCAGUCUGACCUGAGCAAGAUCCGCUCUCGCAGUAGCAGUGCUCUCCUCCAGUCCCAGUCCAGCACUGAAGACACAAAGGAGGAACCUGCAGAGAUCAAGCAGGAGCCUGAUGAUCCUUCUGCCCAAGUGACUGUUCCCAAGCCUGCUUCUGAAGAUGUUAAUGAGAUGAAGGCCAGGCGAGAUGAAGAGGAACGGGAGCGGGAGAGACGGGAAAGGGAGAGGGAACGAGAGAAGGAAAAGGAGAAGGAGAAAGAGAGAGAACAAGAAAAAGAGAAAGAGAAGGAAAAGGAACAGGAGUGGGAAAAACAGAAGCAGGAGGAAUCUGAGAAGGAGUCCAAAGAGAAGGAGAAAGGGAAGCAUGAAAAUGGAGGAAGAAAGGAGGCUGAAUUGAUCAAGCAGCUGAAGGCUGGGCUCAAGUAA
Messenger RNA from Motacilla alba alba, 1104 nucleotides. Its product is annotated as E3 ubiquitin-protein ligase BRE1A-like. The record is from RefSeq and is a predicted model, not a curated record. Gene Ontology annotation, molecular function: ubiquitin protein ligase activity. Gene Ontology annotation, cellular component: HULC complex; nucleus. Lineage: Eukaryota; Metazoa; Chordata; Aves; Passeriformes; Motacillidae.